This is a messenger RNA of Corvus hawaiiensis (hawaiian crow), 3763 nucleotides long. RefSeq names its product striatin interacting protein 2 (gene STRIP2). Gene Ontology annotation, cellular component: cytosol. Lineage: Eukaryota; Metazoa; Chordata; Aves; Passeriformes; Corvidae. The record is from RefSeq and is a predicted model, not a curated record. Bases 1 to 2529 code for a protein of 842 amino acids. The transcript has 21 exons. Gene Ontology annotation, biological process: cytoskeleton organization.
AUGGAGGCGGCGGGAGGCGGCGGAGCCCCGGGCCCGGGCAGGGCCCGGCCGGGACAGCCCCAGCCACAGCCCCCACCCCAGCCGCAACCCCAGCCACAGCCACAACCCAAGGGCCGGGAGCUCUUCAGGAGCCAGCGGAAGGAGUCCGAGGGCUCCGUGGAUUGUCCCAACCUGGAAUUUGAGUACGGCGAUGCCGACGGCCACGGCGCUGAGUUGGCAGAGCUGUACAGCUACACCGAGGAGCCCGAGCUGAGCCACAACAGGAGAUGCUUCGAGGAGGAUUUUCACACUCAAGUGCCAGGCAGGAGGUGGCUGGAGCUGGACGCGGCUCAGCAGAAGGCCUACGUCAUGCGCCUGCUGGAUGGGCUGGAGGUGGUCAACAGGGACAAGAGGCUCAGAGUAGCACGGGCCAUCCUGUACCUGGCACAGGGUGUCUUUGGGGACUGUGAUAAUGAAGGUGAUGUCUUGCACUGGUCUCGGCACAACAGCUUCCUCCUGUACCAGCUGGGAACCUUCUCCGCCUUCCUGGAGCUCCUCAACAUGGAGAUUGAGAACAGCCAGGCCUGCAGCAGCGCCCUGCGGAAGCCGGCCAUCUCCCUGGCCGACAGCACGGAGCUCAGGGUCCUGCUCAGUGUCAUGUACCUGAUGGUGGAGAACAUCCGUGUGGAGCAGGAGACGGAUCCCCCCGAGUGGAAAACCUGCCGGGAGACCUUCAGGAUGGAGCUGAGUUUCCCUGUGCACACUGAGGAGCCGUUUGCUCUGCUGCUCUUCACCAUGGUGACCAAAUUCUGCAGCGGCCACGCUCCACACUUCCCCAUGAAGAAAGUCCUGCUCCUGCUCUGGAAGGUGCUCCUGCUCACGCUGGGCGGGUUCGAGGCGCUGCAGGCCAUGAAGGUGCGGCGGCGGGAGGAGCUGGGGCUGCCGCCCCUGCCCGAGGACAGCAUCCAGGUGGUGCGGGGGAUGCGCGCAGCCUCCCCGCCCACCUACGCCAUCGAGCUCAUGGAGCAGCAGCAGCAGCAGCAGCAGCAGCAGCAGCAGCAGCAGCAGCAGAAGCGGGGCCACCGCAGCCGCAGGCCCCUGAUGAAGCAAGACAGUUUGGACAUCUACAACGAGAGAGAUCCCUUCAAGAACGAUGAAGGAGGAGUUGAUGAAGAGGAGAACGAUGACGUGGACAGCGGGAUCGAGGGGGAGCUGGACCUGAUGGAGCGGGACGCGAUCAUCCCCGCAAUGCCAGCUCAGCGCCUGCCCAUCGAGAGGGUGUCCUUCCCCAAGGGGCUCCCCUGGGCCCCCAAAGUCAGACAGAAAGACAUCGAGCAUUUCCUGGAAGCAAGCAGGAACAAAUUCAUCGGAUUCACGCUGGGACAGGACACCGAAACCCUGAUAGGGCUCCCGCGGCCGAUCCAUGAAAGCGUGAAGACCCUGAAGCAGCACAAGUACGUUUCCAUCUCGGAUGUCCAGAUCAAGAACGAGGAGGAGCUGGAGAAGUGCCCCAUGUCUCUGGGGGAGGAGGAAGUCCAAGAAACCCCUUGUGAGGUCUUGUAUCGAGCAAUGUUGUACAACCUCCCCCAGUACAUGAUCGCUUUGCUGAAGAUCCUCCUGGCUGCCGCACCCACCUCCAAGGCCAAGACCGACUCCAUCAACAUCCUGGCAGAUGUGUUGCCCGAAGAGAUGCCCAUCACCGUUCUGCAGAGCAUGAAACUGGGCAUCGACGUGAACAGACACAAAGAGAUCAUCGUGAAGAGCAUCUCGGCUCUGCUGCUGCUGCUCCUCAAGCACUUCAAGCUGAACCACAUCUACCAGUUUGAGUACGUGUCCCAACACCUGGUGUUUGCCAACUGCAUCCCGCUGAUCCUCAAGUUCUUCAACCAGAACAUCAUGUCUUACAUCACUGCCAAAAACAGCAUCUCCGUCCUGGAUUAUCCGCAUUGCACAGUCUGUGACUUGCCCGAGCUCACAGCAGAAAGCCUGGAAGCUGGAGACAACAACCAGUUCUGCUGGAGGAAUUUGUUCUCCUGCAUUAACUUGCUGAGGAUCCUCAACAAGCUGACCAAGUGGAAACACUCGAGGACAAUGAUGCUGGUCGUGUUUAAGUCAGCCCCGAUCCUGAAGCGCGCUCUGAAGGUGAAGCAGGCCAUGAUGCAGCUCUACGUGCUCAAGCUGUUGAAAAUCCAGACCAAGUACCUGGGGCGGCAGUGGAGGAAGAGCAACAUGAAGACCAUGUCUGCCAUCUACCAGAAGGUGCGGCACCGCAUGAACGACGACUGGGCCUACGGCAACGACAUUGAUGCAAGGCCGUGGGAUUUCCAGGCUGAGGAAUGCACCCUGAGGGCCAACAUCGAAGCCUUCAACAGCCGCAGGUACGACAAGCCCCAGGACUCGGAGUUCGCCCCGGUGGACAACUGCCUGCAGAGCGUGCUGGGCCAGCGCCUGGAGCUCCCCGAGGACUUCCACUACUCCUACGAGCUCUGGCUGGAGCGGGAGGUGUUUUCCCAGCCCAUUCGUUGGGAGGAGCUGCUGCACUGCCAGUGACAGCCGCACCUCCACCUGCCCCACCUCCGUAAGGGCUGGCGGUGCCACAGGCUGAGAGAGGAAAAUCGGUUUGGAUUUGGGGGGGGUUUAAGCACAGCUGGGAAAAAAAAUUAAAUCUUUCCAAAGAGACCAAGUCUCUCCGUGCCUACCAGACACCUCGUUUUGGAGGUCAUCCCUUUCCUGUGACUUCUUUGGAGACCGUAAAGUCUCAGCAGAGGCCACGGAGCAGCUUCCAGAGGGAGCUCAGAGAUAAGGUCUGUCUUGUAGCUUGGUUCACGCAUGGUGUAAGGAUUCCCAGCUGGGAAUUCCGUCCCUCCCGAACACCCCACGCUGUGCCUCGUUUGUUUUGAUAUAUUCAGUUCUGGCUGGCUGCUGGUGUGCUUCAAUCCUGCCACCACCCUGCCACCCCCCAGCAGCCCUAGGAAGGUGCCCACCAGGAAUACACGUUGGCUUGGCCACUGGAGACAACAUUCCCUGUUGUCCCUGGGCUGGCAUUGCUGCUGCUGGGGUGACACAGCCCAUCUCACAGAGCCCUGGUGCCACCAGGGACAGGUUUUGCAUGUUCCCCUGGUCACCGAUCCGUUACCUUUUCUCCUCUCCGCUUUCCUCCACCUUCACUCACCACGUUUCUUAGAGUGAAACGAUCCCUGUGCUGUGCAGUGCUCAGAGCUGUAGAGGUUGGAUGUCCCCUUUCUCUCCCCCUGAGUGUCAUUAGGACUCCAGAUCCUCUUUGGCUCUUCCAGCCCUGAGGAGACAGUAAAUACCACGUUAAAUAACCUGAUUUUUACACAGAUCUUUGGGUGUUCGGGGGCGUGCUUGUGCUGGGUCUUAGAGUGGGGAGGGAAAGUGCUUUGGUUAAGAAUUUAUGAGGAAAAGAGUGGACUCUGUGGUCCAUAACUUUCAGAAUGAACAGGAUAUUGAGCUGUAAACUUCCUAUAAAUUUAUUAACUCAAUACUUCAAUUUAAUAAUAAACACUACGCUUGGGUAAAGCCGCGUUGCAUGAGGAUGGCAUUUGCCAAAGCAUCGUGUGUUCAUAUAGGGCAGGGAAGCCCUGAGUAUCCACAAGUGUUUGUUAUGGCAGGAGUUGUGCUUAUUGCUUAAAGCAUUAAUUAGCCCGGGAAUGUUUCCUUCAUGGGGUUUGUCCAAGGCCUUAUUCAUGCAAAUGGCAUUAAACCCUUUAAAACCUUUUUAAAUAUGCUUUUGAACGUUCAAAAUAAACCAGCUUUUAAAGGA